Molecule: messenger RNA, 973 nt
Organism: Gadus macrocephalus (Pacific cod)
Lineage: Eukaryota; Metazoa; Chordata; Actinopteri; Gadiformes; Gadidae
Gene: chchd1
Product: coiled-coil-helix-coiled-coil-helix domain containing 1
Exons: 3
Coding region: 48-542 (164 amino acids)
Biological process (GO): mitochondrial translation
Cellular component (GO): mitochondrion; mitochondrial ribosome; nucleoplasm
Molecular function (GO): RNA binding
Source: RefSeq, a predicted model, not a curated record
ACUUCACGGUUCCUCUUUACGGCAGUAAUGGCGGCGCCCGUCCUCCUAUGACCAGAGGUGGCUGCGCUGGAAACAAACCUUCACUCUCCGACCAGACAUCAUCACAAAGAGACCAUCAGAAAUCUCUCCCUAUCACCCCCCCCACCCCGGUGCUGGGUGUUAUACCGCCGACCAUGGCCAUGCAGAGCGGCCAGGCCUUCCAGGAGAAGGUGGCCCGAAUGCUGAGUAAGGAGCACGGGAAGGCGCUGCUGAAGCCCAACAAGCCGCUUGUCCUCAAGGACGAGGUGGCCAACAGGAAAAUGAAGAAAGGAGAGGCCACGUGCAUCACGGAGAUGACCACCAUGAUGGCGUGCUGGAAGCAGAACAACUUUGUGGACGCGCUGUGCUCCACCGAGAUGAGGACGUUCUACACGUGUGUGGAGAAAGCCCAGCUGGACUCAAAGGCCAGGGCCUCGCAGAGCAAGAUGCAGGGGGGCCGCCUGCCGCCCAAACAGGCCUCCGCCCUGCUCAGGAGGUACCCCAACCACCGCACCGAGGUGUAGCUACACCACCCAACUCCGGAGGCACCCCAACACCAAGGUGGAGCAGCUACACCCUCCUUCAGAGAACCCCCUACCACCACACAGAGGUGGAGCAGCUCAGACUGGUCAUGAUUCAUGCCUGGGAUGGAACCUUUCUUCCAAGGAUUCCAGGAGUCUGAUUGGACACCGCCUCGGUCUGCGUCCAGAGGACCCCCAGGUGGGCAGAGGCCGUGAUAAGUCCUGAGAAAAGUGAAAAUCGACCAACAGACUCUGACACUGAAUGGGUUGAUGUUUAACUUUUAUGGAGAAAACUAAAGUGAGCAUUCAUCAACUCACCAGUGGCCUCGGCCUUUCUAAGCAGGAUAUAAACUAAAUGUUAAGCCCAGCAUUGAUCUAGUAUGUAUUUAUCUGUCUUACUUGUUCAAUAAAGUAUCCAUCAGUAGUUAUUAUAA